UCUAAAUUUCAUCAGUGGAAUGAUAUUUCUGGUCAUGUGGUACCAAUUAUAUUGGCAUUAUUUUUGGGCAAUUGGAGUGACAGAAGAGGCAGGAAAUUACCCCUUGUAAUUGGAUUAACUGGUAAAGCAAUAUAUUCUGGAAUGGUUGUUGUAAAUAUGUUACAGCCAAAUUGGAAUUUAAAUAUGAUAGUUUGGACAGCAACAAUACCAUCGGGAAUGCUUGGUGGUGAUGUUGCCAUAUUUGCAAGUUGUUUUGCCUAUAUUGCUGAUGUAUCCUCACACAAACAAAGAACACUCAGGGUCACAAUCCUUGACAUUGCCUACUUGAGUGCAAUGCCAACAGGUAUAUAUCUUGGAUCAUAUUUGUAUAAUAAAGUUUUUGAUAAAUCUUAUACAAUAAUGUUUGCGAUAAAUACAUCACUACUUGUAUUGUCCAUAAUAUAUUCAUUGAUUUUUUUAAAAUGGCAAACUAAUGAACGCCAAAAGCCAGUUGACACCAAAAAUAUAAUAUCAGAUUUUUUUGAUAAAGACCAUGUAAUUAGUACAUUUAAAACUAUUACUAAAACACGACCAAAAUUUGGUAGACUACAUCUUUGGAUAUUAUUUAUUGCUAUGAUACUCUAUAUGUUUCAACGUGCUGAAACUCAAAUGAUUUUUUUAUACACUCAACGUGUUUUUAACUGGGAUGUUACAGCCAAUAGUUAUUUUCGAGUAUAUAAAUCAUCUUUGUUAAUCAUUGCUAUGCUUAUUGUUGCUCGGACUUUGGAUGGAGUAAUAAGAGACACGUACAUUGUGGCUCUUGGGGCAUUGUCCCAUGCUAUUGGAAGAGUUUUAUUUGCCACUGCUAAAACAACAACAGUAUUUUAUAUUGGUGCUAGUUUUGCUGCAUUUGGACCAAUUGUUGCUCCAACAUUACGAUCAAUGACAUCAAAAGUUGUACCAGCUCAUGAACGAGGUAAAGCUUUUGCAAUUUUAGCAGUUUGUGAUAAUGCUGUUCCAUUGAUAAGCAGUCCAUUGUACAGUCAGCUCUACAUCAAAACGUUAAAUUAUUUUCCAAGUGCAAUUUAUUGGCUGACAUUUGCAACACAAGUUUCAAUAUUAUUCUUGGCUUUAAUUAUUCGGUGUACAAUGAGGUCAAACGAAGAAGAAUUUGAAGACAAUGAAAAUGAACAAUCAAGUUCAGACAAAAGAACUACUGCUCAAGACAAAACAGAAGAAUGAAAACAACAAAUUAUUUGUCAAUUAAAAUAUUUUAAUUGAUCACCAAGUGGUCACUAGUACUAAUCAAUUAAAUUUAUAAAUUUUUUAAAUUAUCAAAGCCCUUCAUAAUGUUGCUAACCGACUGAUAUUUACUCGAAUAUUACAAACUGUUAUUUACUUAUUCAUUUUAAUUUUUUUUUUUUUUUUAAUUUGAGAUUAUAUAGAUGGUUGAAUAUUUUGAAUAUUUUUUAAAUUAUUAAUUUUUUUAAAAGACAUAAAAAAUAAAUAAAUAAUUUGAUAAUAUUUUUUAUAAACUUUUUAAUUGAAUUGUAAGUUCAUGAUGGAAUUUUAUGUGCCAUAUCAUCAAAUAAAUGUUGAAUAUAAUUCACGUAAUGCAUUGAAUUGCAUAACAAGU
Messenger RNA from Aphidius gifuensis, 1615 nucleotides. Its product is annotated as proton-coupled folate transporter-like. Gene Ontology annotation, molecular function: transmembrane transporter activity. The record is from RefSeq and is a predicted model, not a curated record. The coding region runs from base 142 to 1221 and encodes 359 amino acids. NCBI's taxonomy places the organism in Eukaryota, Metazoa, Arthropoda, Insecta, Hymenoptera, Braconidae. Gene Ontology annotation, biological process: transmembrane transport. Gene Ontology annotation, cellular component: membrane. The transcript has 6 exons.